Messenger RNA from Durio zibethinus, 2249 nucleotides. Its product is annotated as putative polyamine oxidase 5. Gene Ontology annotation, molecular function: polyamine oxidase activity. The record is from RefSeq and is a predicted model, not a curated record. Lineage: Eukaryota; Viridiplantae; Streptophyta; Magnoliopsida; Malvales; Malvaceae.
CUUCUUUUAAUGUACUUUUAAUGUACUAAUACUCCAAUAUUCUUGAAAAUUAUGGCGAGUCAAACAGUCUUAUACAUUGAAAUAUAAAUGGCAGUGUGUUUGAGGAAGACUAGGAGAGGAUAUUGAGAGUGAGUGGCUUUUAGGGUAUAAGCUAUAUUUGUAGCUGUAAAGUUCAAGAAAAGUAGUGCCCUGUCUUUAUUAGAGAAAUUAAAUAAUGUGAAGAAAUUAAAGUCUCAAGAAGGCACAGACUAUAGAGUAUACACUCCCCUUAUAAAUUCCUUAUCAGUAACUCAAUAUAACCUCACAGUUCUUCAGUCUUCACUCUCUUCUCUCCUUCGGAAAAUUUCUCCAAUUGUUUCUUGAAUCCUUUUCUGCUGCUAGUGAAGCUUUGUAAGGUAGAAACCAUAAUGGCCAAGAAGCCUAGAAUUGUGAUAAUUGGAGCAGGGAUGGCUGGUCUUACUGCAGCUAACAAGCUUUAUACUUCCACUAGCUUUAAUGAUUUGUUUGAGCUAUUUGUUGUUGAAGGUGGGACUAGGAUUGGUGGCAGAAUCAACACUUCAGAGUUUGGUGGUAACAGAAUUGAGAUGGGUGCUACUUGGAUCCAUGGUAUAGGAGGCAGCCCAAUUCACCAAAUUGCUCAAGAAAUCCAUGCACUAGAGUCUGACAAGCCAUGGGAGUGCAUGGAUGGCUUAUCGGAUGAGCUAAAGACCAUUGCUGAAGGUGGGUUCGAGCUGAAUGCCUCUAUUGUUGACCCCAUAUCAACCCUUUUCAAGAACCUGAUGGAUUUUGCUCAAGGAAAGCCGACAGAAGACAGUGCGGGCACUGAAGAUGUUCGUUACUAUAAUUUUGCAGCUAAAGAAGCAUCCAAAGGUUGUACAAGCAAUGGUGGCUUUGGCAACCACAGUGUCGGUGCUUUUCUUAGACAAGGCCUUGAUGCUUAUUGGGAUUCUUCCAAGAACCGUGAGGAGCUCAGAGGAUACGGUAAAUGGAGCAGAAAGUUGCUAGAUGAAGCCAUUUUUGCCAUGCAUGAAAACACCCAAAGGACUUAUACUUCAGCUGGUGAUCUGUUGACUCUAGAUUUUGAGGCAGAAAGCGAAUACCGCAUGUUUCCGGGCGAAGAAAUCACCAUUUCUAAAGGCUACUUGAGCAUAAUCGAAUAUCUUGCAUCUGUUCUUCCUCCUGGUGUAAUCCAAUUAGACCGCAAAGUCUCAAGUAUUGAAUGGCAACCUGAGGGUCAUCAAUCUGUAGAAAUGGCAAAUGUUUUUGAUUCCAGGCCUGUGAAGAUACACUUCUGUGAUGGAUCGGUUAUGUUUGCUGAUCAUGUGAUUGUCACAGUUUCACUAGGGGUCCUCAAAGCCGGAACUUGCCAAGAUUCAGGUAUGUUCAAUCCUCCCCUUCCUUUUUUCAAGACAGAGGCUAUAUCAAGACUCGGAUAUGGUGUUGUUAACAAGUUGUUUCUCCAAUUGAGUCCAACUGGUAAUCGAAAAGCCAAUGUUACGGACAAGUUUCCUUCCUUGCAAAUGGUUUUUCAUCCUUCAGACUCCGAUUUAAGGCAUAAAAAGAUCCCGUGGUGGAUAAGGAGGACAGCUUCCCUGUGUCCUAUUUAUAACAAUUCAAGCGUCUUGCUAUCUUGGUUUGCAGGGAAAGAAGCUCUUGAGCUCGAAACGCUUAGCGAUGAAGAGAUUAUAAACGAAGUGUCAACAACAGUUUAUAGUUUAUUAUCACAACCCCACAAGGAAGUGAAGUCUAAUAAUUCCCAUGAAUUCUGCAAUGAGAAUGUGAAAUCUAUUGAGAGCUCAAGUGAAAGUGAAGUAAGAUUUGUUAAGGUUUUGAAGAGCAAAUGGGGUAGUGAUCCUCUAUUCUUGGGAUCUUACAGUUAUGUUGCGGUUGGAUCUAGUGGUGCUGAUUUGGACACAAUGGCUGAGCCAUUACCAAAGAUUGGGAGCUGUGAGUCAAGCAGUGUGCAUCCACUUCAAAUUUUGUUUGCUGGGGAGGCUACACACAGAACACACUAUUCUACAACCCAUGGAGCUUAUUUUAGUGGUCUCAGGGAAGCCAAUAGGCUUCUCCAACACUAUCAUUAUGUUGGCAAUUUAAUUUAAUUUUUUUUUAUUACCCUAUUUUCCUGAUCCUUCUCAUUUUCUAUCUAAAGCAUAUUUCGUUCUUUCUUUAAAGUAAGCAAGAGUGAAUGAGAGCAAAAGAGGGGAAAAAAACUAGGGAGGGGGGGAAUGAAAGAGAUAGGACAUUUU